This is a messenger RNA of Exophiala viscosa, 1523 nucleotides long. RefSeq names its product mitochondrial lipoyl synthase. Gene Ontology annotation, molecular function: lipoate synthase activity; 4 iron, 4 sulfur cluster binding. Bases 71 to 1330 code for a protein of 419 amino acids. Gene Ontology annotation, biological process: lipoate biosynthetic process. Gene Ontology annotation, cellular component: mitochondrion. The record is from RefSeq and is a predicted model, not a curated record. Lineage: Eukaryota; Fungi; Ascomycota; Eurotiomycetes; Chaetothyriales; Herpotrichiellaceae. The transcript has a single exon.
UUUCGUCGCUUUACUCAUCACAUAUCACCACCAACAACAUUCCAGUCUCGCAAUCACUGGCUAAACAGAGAUGGCAGCUACAAUCUCCCGGCAUCGCUGCCUCAAUGGCCAUCCAUGGUCUUCACCCUUCAAAGUCUUCCUCUCCCCAACCGCAACCCCGACGGCCCCGAACCGAACCUUUGCCACCACGACCGACGACAUCCCCACGAUUAAGCCACGAGUCCGAGCGACAACUUUCGCCGACAAGAUCAAUGCCGGUCCAUCAUUCACAGAGUUUGUGUCUGGACGAGAACAGCCAUUGGAUCCGUCCGAAGCAUAUGCGCUAAAGACAGCGUUGGUAGGACCCGAAGGGAAGAAGAAACAGAUCACCCGUCUCCCUUCAUGGCUCAAGACAUCCAUACCAGACACCUCAAAUUAUAAAAAGAUCAAAAAGGACCUUCGUGGUCUCAAUUUACAUACCGUGUGUGAGGAGGCUCGAUGUCCAAACAUUUCGGAAUGCUGGGGUGGGAGCGACAAGUCGGCUGCCACGGCCACCAUAAUGCUCAUGGGGGACACAUGUACACGCGGAUGUCGAUUUUGCAGCGUUAAAACGUCCAAAGCGCCUCCACCGCUCGACCCGCAUGAGCCUGAACACACUGCGGAGGCGUUGUCGCGAUGGGGUCUGGGCUAUGUGGUGCUCACAAGUGUGGACCGCGACGAUCUUGCAGAUGGUGGUGCGCAUCAUUUUGCCGAGACUGUACGGAAGAUCAAGUCGAAGGCGCCUUCCAUCCUUGUCGAGUGUCUUACGGGCGACUAUGCUGGAGACUUGGACAUGGUCAAGCUGGUUGCCACAUCAGGCCUGGACGUCUAUGCCCAUAACGUUGAGACCGUCGAAGCCUUGACGCCUCAAGUACGAGACAGGCGAGCAACAUUCCGACAAUCUCUGAGUGUCCUGAAGGCAGCCAAAGCAGCAAGACCAGACCUCAUCACCAAGACCUCCAUCAUGCUUGGACUUGGCGAGACCGAGGAGCAACUCUGGGCUGCGCUCCGAGAACUACGCGCUAUCGAUGUCGAUGUGGUCACCUUUGGCCAGUACAUGCGUCCGACCAAGCGACAUAUGCCUGUACAUGAGUACGUCACACCUGAUGUAUUCGAGCAGUGGAGAGUGCGAUCCUUGGAGAUGGGCUUCCUCUAUGUGGCUAGCGGACCCUUGGUUCGGAGCAGUUAUAAAGCAGGCGAGGCAUUUAUUGAGAACGUGUUGAAGAAGAGACGUGCGGGUAGGACCGAAACUGCCAAUGCAGAUAUUGCUGGCGAUAUCCCGGUCAAGACCCUGGAGGUGGGCAAGGCUUGAGCUGAAUAGUCAUCCCAUCUGCACAAUCAGGGCUACCAAGCAGCUGGCUUUCUAUGUUGGAAUCCUUUCGAGCGUGGUCGGCGUUCAAGUCUGAAAUCCAAUGUGUUCUGGUCAUUGUCAACCAAUGUCCACCCCAUCCUGCCUGUUAUUUCUGCGCCGGCUUCCCAUAAGUCGACCUUCUUGCUUACGCUAC